AUGUACAGUAUCCGAGAGGCCACGGACGUCGUGUGGCUGGCGAUGAUGGCCACAACCGCAAGGGACGCGGACAAUUCGUGGAGGCGUGCCCCUGGUGACGAGGGGUCACGUGUUUGGAGGCCGGGACGUGCCGCCGCGCCGCGAGGUGGGAGGGAAGGAGGCCGGCGGCUGGCAGCCGUGGCGGCGUGGCGUGGCGUGGCGGGACGGGACGCUAGGGGCGGGGCUGGUCCUCGACUGGCGGCGGUGGCGGCGGCAGACGACGACCGCGAGCGCUGCCUGCCAGGCCAGUGCAGUGUUGCUCCGGCUGGCUCCGUGAGUCCGACCCACCAGCUCGUCGCUCGCUGCCAGCUUUCCCCUGACAAGCGCGCCACCACUCGCGGUAUGGCGUCGUGGUGGAAGGACGCGGCCGCUGUCAUCCUCAGCACUUGCGCGGUGAUCGAUGUGCAGCGGAUUUCUUCCACUGUGUGGUUGUUUUAUCGUGAUUUGUUUUCUUCGAUCGUGGAGGAUCGUUAUUGA
This is a messenger RNA of Gryllus bimaculatus (two-spotted cricket), 516 nucleotides long. The record is from the annotation of a GenBank genome assembly. Lineage: Eukaryota; Metazoa; Arthropoda; Insecta; Orthoptera; Gryllidae.